Molecule: messenger RNA, 324 nt
Organism: Fusarium odoratissimum NRRL 54006
Lineage: Eukaryota; Fungi; Ascomycota; Sordariomycetes; Hypocreales; Nectriaceae
Exons: 1
Coding region: 1-324 (107 amino acids)
Source: RefSeq, a predicted model, not a curated record
AUGGUGCUGUUUCAAUUCAAGACGAGGGCUUCUAGUCUGGGCAACGCUUGGCAAGCCACCGCCCAAGUUGUGUCGACUGAAACGCGUGCGGUCGUGGAGGAGGCGAGUGCGGUGAGGGAUAAAGAGGUUGAGGCUUGGGCUAGGUCGUCGGUGUUUCCAGAAGGUCGUGCCUGUAAUGAUGUCCGAUGUCAGGAACAGAACGGAGAUCGUGGAUCAAAAGAUGUGAAAGACAUCGGAAGGUUUCAAGCGUCGGGGUUCAGCUGUCUUUCCAGAAGGAAAUUACGUGCAUAUCAUAUUGGAGGUUGUAUAUCAUCUACUCCGUGA